AGAAGGUUGUUUAUAUUCGUCGGCCUUUUUAGAAGUUAUAUUUACAUUUCUAAGGAAAGGCUUGUCUAGAAGCAAAGCCCAAGAAAAAAUGGCCUGAAAUUGUGUUUCGCAGCAGAGCACUGCAGAGUCAAGCAGAGGGCGAUGGAGGGAACAGAAACCAAAACGAAUGGUGAUGGUGACGGUGAGGGUUGUCGUCCAUGGCAGUCCUACCACACUGUUUACACAAGCUCCAAAGCAGGAAUGGAAGGGGUUGACAAGGAGAAAGUACAAAGGGUAGUGUAUGAAAUGAGCAAAGGAUCCAAUUUUUUUCAAAACGAGGAACGGAAGGACGCUUUUAUUAAGCAGAAAAUUGAUAACUUUCGAAUUCAGUGUGCAAAGCUUACACAAGAAGACUUGUCCCAUUAUCAGAAGGUGUCUGAUAGAAGAAUUCUUGAACUAGAAGCUUCACGUGACCUUUCAAGAAUUUGGUUACAUGUAGAUAUGGAUGCUUUCUAUGCAGCAGUUGAGACUUUAAGUAAUCCUACAUUAAAAGGCAAGCCAAUGGCUGUUGGUAGCAUGUCUAUGAUAUCCACUGCCAAUUAUGAGGCCCGGAAAUUUGGGGUUCGUUCUGGCAUGCCUGGGUUCAUUGCACGCAAGCUGUGUCCAGAAUUAAUAUUUGUCCCAAUAGAUUUCAAUAAGUAUAAUUAUUACAGUGAUUUGACCAGAAAUGUUUUUCGGAGGUAUGAUCCCAAUUUCAUGGCUGGUAGCCUGGAUGAAGCAUACCUUGAUAUAACUGAAGUUUGCAAAGAAAGGAAUGUCAACAGUGAAGAAAUUGCCCAAGAACUCAGAGUUAGUGUUUAUGGAGAGACUGGUCUCACAUGUAGUGCUGGAGUGGCUCCAAAUCGCUUACUUGCUAAGGUUUGCUCAGACAUAAACAAGCCAAAUGGACAGUAUGUUUUGCCAAAUAACCGCAUGGCUGUCAUGACCUUCAUAUCCUCCCUUCCUAUAAGAAAGAUUGGGGGCAUUGGUAAGGUCACUGAAGAUAUUUUGAAGGGAGUUUUAGGAAUUAACACAUGUGAACAGAUGCUGGAGAAGAGUAUCUACCUUUUUGCUCUUUUCUCUCAAUCAACAGCUGAAUUUUUUUGCUCUGUAGGUUUAGGUCUUGGGAAGACAGAUUCUCCCCAAGUAAGAUUUCGGAAAAGUAUAAGCAAUGAAAGAACAUUUCCUGCCACUGCAGAUGAAGUGUUGUUGCAUAAAAAAUUGGUGGAGCUUGCUGAAAUGCUAUCAACAGACAUGCAGAAAGAGGGUCUGUGUGGCCGAACAUUGACUCUUAAACUGAAAACUGCUUCUUUCAAGGUUCGGACUAGAGCUGUGACUUUACAAAGGUACAUAAGCUCGAGUGAGGAUAUUUUGAAGCAUGCUUCAAAGUUGCUAAAGGCUGAACUUCCUAUUUCAGUAAGAUUGAUAGGCCUUAGAGUAUCACAGUUUAAUGUUGACAAGGGUAGUGCCCCAUCUGAUCCUACACAGAAGACAAUUACCAACUUCAUUACUUCAGGAGAUCCCAAUAGAAAUUGUAGUUCUUUCCCAGUUGCUACAGAUCAUGACUUUGUCAGUGAUACGGAAACUGAUCUUGAUUCAUCAGAUGUUGAUUACCAUAGCUGCACCAUCUGGAAAAAUGAUGGUGCAGAGGAGGUGCAAACAUCUGGCAAUGAUGCCACUAUUUCUAAUUACAGUGGAUCUACAGAAGUGCUGGGAUCAACUUCUUUCCAGGGGCAGUUUGAAGGUAUAAAUGUGCAGAAUGGGUCUAAUCUCCUGGAGGAUGAGGAACUUAAUUCUUCUUGUCAGGAAAAGACAAUGUUGUGGUUGAAUGACUACAAGUGUUCAGUUUGUGGAGUUGAACUGCCUCCAAGUUUCAUUGAGGAAAGAUUAGAGCACUCUGAUUUUCAUCUUGCUGAAAAGAUUCAAAGAGAAGAAUCUAGGAUUCACCAAACUUCGUUUCCGAGUCAAUAUCGGGAUCAGAAGGAUCGAAUCACUAGACAAAGCAAAUCCAAGAAGCAGAAAUUGUCGCAGAAAGAAGGCAAGUAUACACCUAUUGAUUAUUUUUUUGUUAAAAAGUAAUCAAAGCUGUCAAAUUAUUCUUAUGAUGCUGUGUGUACAGUUCUGUACAAUAUAACCCAAGAUUUGGCAGUUAUUAUAUAGUAUGUAUGCUAUUUUUCCUUGUAACAAGUCUAAAUAAUAAAUUCAUCCAUUUGUAAUUUUGGUCGUUAUAUGCCUAUUGAUGAUGAAUAAAAUAGGUUCAUGCGCG
Molecule: messenger RNA, 2284 nt
Organism: Abrus precatorius (Indian licorice)
Lineage: Eukaryota; Viridiplantae; Streptophyta; Magnoliopsida; Fabales; Fabaceae
Product: DNA polymerase kappa
Exons: 14
Coding region: 142-2097 (651 amino acids)
Biological process (GO): error-prone translesion synthesis
Cellular component (GO): nucleus
Molecular function (GO): damaged DNA binding; DNA-directed DNA polymerase activity
Source: RefSeq, a predicted model, not a curated record